Schistocerca cancellata (South American locust) is the source of this 1356-nucleotide messenger RNA. RefSeq lists its product as uncharacterized. Gene Ontology annotation, molecular function: catalytic activity. The record is from RefSeq and is a predicted model, not a curated record. The transcript is spliced from 4 exons. The coding region runs from base 1 to 1356 and encodes 451 amino acids. NCBI's taxonomy places the organism in Eukaryota, Metazoa, Arthropoda, Insecta, Orthoptera, Acrididae.
AUGGCAACAGAAUCAAUGGCAGCUGGAGCAACUCCGCCAAAAGUAGUAAAAGCAUCAAGAACGGUUACACUAACAACAACAAAUGCAGUAACAGCUCCAUCAACUACAGAGCCAGCCCUAAUACCAGCAGGAAAAUCAACAGAAAAAGCAACAGAACCAUCAUUAGCAACAGCAGAACCAUCCACAAUAGCAGCAGAAUCAACUCCAACAUUAUCAGAAUCAAAUGUACAGGGCUUGAGCAAGAAAUAUGAACAAUUAGACGUGUUUGUAAAUGAAACUAUGCCUGAUGUGCUUGGUAUUAGUGAACACUGGCUAUCUGAUGCCAAAUUAGAACUUUUUAAACCUCUAAACAUGGUACCAGCUAAUAAGUUUUGCAGAUCUACUAUCAGAGGUGGGGGUGUAUCAAUGUACGUAAAGAGCACAUUUGAUUUUAAUUCUGUAAAUGUAAGUAAAUAUUCAUUAGAAGGAACAAUUGAAUUAUGUGCAGCACGUAUAAAGAUACCAAAUGAUGAAAUUUAUCUGAACAAGUUAGUAAUUAUAGGAGAUUUCAACAUAAAUGUAUUAGCAGAUAAGUUACACACUAGACUAUUCGAGAACACUCUACUUGUAUAUAAUGUAAGAUACCUGAUAAACACUGCAAUCAGGGAGACUGAAACAUUCCAGUCUGCAAUAGAUAACAUAAUCACUGGUAUUCAUCUUUACGAUCUUACAUCUUCUGUUAUUAUAAGUGCUUUGUCAGACCACCAUGCAGUAGAAAUAAGUGUGCACAUAAAUAAGGUUCCUACACACAGUUGCUAUAGAUAUAUUAGGAUGAAUACAGACCAAAAUAUAACUCAGUUGAAUAAUAUGCUAAGGAAUGUGGAUUGGAACAGUGUUCUAACGACCCUUGAAAGUUAUGGCAAAUUCUCAAGUGAACUAUUCUACAUUCUUAACCAAGCCUGCCCAUUAAUAAAAAAGAGAAUUCAGUCACAUGCUGUAACCCGAAACUGGAUAUCAAGUUCAGUCACUGAGGCUAGAGAAAAACUAAGAUGGUAUGAGUAUGCUAUGUUAAAUGACUUGAGCAAUAAAAAAUUAAAAGAAGAGUCCAAAAAAUAUCAGAAAUACUAUGUAGACUUCCUAAUAUCAGAAAAACAGGAACAUUUUGAAAGUGUCAUUCAGAACUCAAAUAAUAUCUCCAAAAUGUCAUGGUCACUAGUAAAUAGAGAAAUAGGUAAAUCUGGGAACCACACAACUGAAAAUCACUUGCUAAUAAAUGGCACAAUAGAAACUGAUCAGAAUAAGAUAGCAGAUAUAUUUAACAAUUACUUUGCUUCUGUUGGCUCCAGCAUAAACAAUCAGCUUAAAAAUCAUAAAUAG